CACCGCGCGCUCGACUCGACUAAAACUUCUGUGGCGAUUUUAGAAGAAACCCCCCACCACAAUCGGGGGAGGAACUACUUUUCGGUGACGUCAGGAUCGGAGGUUAUAAGAGGCGGGGGGGGUCAGUAGGGGAGUGGUGCGGCUCAGCUGGCGGUUGAUUCAAGUGGGCGCUGCGCUGUGGCCGCGCCGAGCUGAACCUCUUGAGGAGACUGAGUGAGGCGCGCGUGAAUGGGGAGGAACGCGCUUCCUUCGCGGCAAGUCACAGCUGCCGACCGACUGAGAAGAAGGGGAGUCCCCCCGUGCGGUUAGAGGAGGCGGCGGCGGCGAGGUGCAGGGAGAAAGUGUCCGGCUACGUGCGCGCCUCUGGCCGUCUGUCUCUGCCUCCUCUCCCGUGUGGCCCCCCGCCGUGCCCCCCAUUCUCGUCUGCCCGGGGCCUCGUCUCGCCCGCAAUGCCCAGGGCCGCAGGGGGACACAGGCCGCUUGGCCAGAUGGUGUCGUCUGGCAGGCUCAGCGGACCCCCCAAGCACAGGGGCUGCAAGCGGAGGUCGAGCAGCCUGGGCAGGAGGGCCGUGUCGCCAGACUCGGGAUACUCGCUCUACUCCACCGAGUCCGAGGACCAGGUGGCUGUGAUUCACCGUGGCUUGGAUCGCUGCGCUGCUCUGCUCCAGGACUUCCUGCUCACAGAGCCCUCACGGCCGCAGGGGGCCAUGUCCCAGCGUCGCCCCGCCAAGUCCUCUGCCGGUGGCCCCUCAAGGCCUCGGGCUAAGAGGUCGCUGUCAAGGACGCGAACGGAUGGAGUCUGCAAGGCCCAUGCAGAGCCCCGGAGGACGAGUGCCCCCGCCAUCAAGAAAGAGACUUUGGCGGCUGGUGGGAGCACGGCGUUCAACGGACGUCUCGCCUCCUCCACGCCCACGCUCGCCUCGCCGCCACGUGCCCCGUUACCCGCCACCAAGCCCACAACGCCGCCCGCCAUGCCAGGGCACUCGUACAGCAGCAGUCCCCGAGCAAUCACGAGCAGCGAGCACGCGUACUCCGCCUACGUCCCCGUCUCCACGGCGACGGCCACGGUGACCGCGGCGACCUCUCCAGUUGCCGUGACGCCGGCCACGGCACCGCGCGGCACUGCCCCUUCUCUCCUCCCGCCGGCGUCCGAGGGUGGCGCGCCCUGGGCCGGGGACCGCUGGGCCGACUUGGCGCGGGCUGACGGGGCCCAUGCGCGCUUCAUGGCCUUGCAGCCCGAGUGGGAGGCCCGAGUGACGACGGACGCCAGUGGGGAAGAGGACGUGCCCCAGGACAGGUUCCCGGAGCAAGCGGCGUGGGGCCACCAUGGCCCCGUGACGGCGCUCGGCGCAGACGGGAGAGCCGAGCGGGAUGGCCUGGACGACGACGACCGCGACGACGACGACCGCGACGACGACGUGGGCUCGGACCAGGCGGUGGCGCGGGGCACGCAGCCUGGGGGGGGCCACGGGGAGGCGGCGAGGAGAGCGGGGGCGGUGACGCGCGGCUUGGCGCAGCUGCGCGAGCUGCUUGCGCGGCAGGACGUGCGCGCGUGCGUGCGCCUGCUGGCAGAGCUGGAGCACAGCGUGGUGCUGCUGGCGACGGCCCUGCCGGAGCCCGACCAGCAGGCAGAGGCAAUGCUCCCGCAGCCCACGGGGUCGCCGGGGUCACCCUCACGCACCCUGGCGCUCAUGCGAAGCGAGAACUCGGUGCUCCACCGGCGCGUGCAGACGCUGUCGCAGCAACUGAGGGAGCGUGAGCGCGGCGACAGGGAGCGGCCGGACCCUGGCUCGAACGCCGAGUUGGCGCACCUGCGCGCGGCGAACGCGGCGCUGCAGGAGCAGCUGAGCCGGAGUCGUGCGGAGACGCAGGCCGAGCGGGGGCGCCAUGACCAGCUCUCCCGCCAGCUCGGACGAAUAUGGGGGGGGCCGGGACCCAACGGCAGGGAGGGCGUGGGGGUCGUCGUGGGGGGCACGGAGGCGAGAGGACCCGAGAGCCUGGGAACGGCGCACUGGGAGGAGGAGGCAGCGCGUGUGCGUGAGGAGGUGGACGAGGCGCUGUGCUGCCUGCGCUCCGUGCGGGAGCAGCUGCAGGCGUCGCGUGAUGAGGCCGAGGGGCUCCGCGCGGCGCUGGUGCAGAGGGAGCAGGAGCUGCACUCGUUGCGUCAACUUUCAGCGACCCUGCAGGGCAGCAUGACGCGGCUGCUGUCGGAGCUGAGCAGUGACGUGCGGCAACCCCCCGUGCGGCCAGGCUCCUGCUCGCCCCCCAGCGUGGCACCACCCCUCGCCCGCCCGACACCCACACCGCAGGGCCUGCUCCAGCACGGGGCUUCCGGCUCUGCACGGCACUGGGAUAGGGGCAUGGGUGGCGCAAGUCACGGCGGUGGUGGUGGAGGAGGUCAGGGCCACUGGGACGUCAUGGGCGGUGCAGCUCACGGCGCUGGCGGUAACGACGGCACGGGUCAAGGUGUCACGGUGGAGACCAGUAGGGGUUACGGUGACCGGGGCCAGGGUCACGGGGGUCAGAUUACACCUGAUCAGCCCUCGGGAGAAGCUGCGAGAGCUUCGCAAACCUCCGGCACGACCGCCACGGGCGCUACGGCCUCAGGCAUCGUCGCCACGCAUCUGGACCGCUCGAGCACGCCGCUGUCCACCACCCACGACGACACGGACUACCUCGACCCCGCGCCCGUCCGGCCCAUGGGCAGCGAGCCCCCGCCCUCCCCUCCUCCCUUGCUCCCUGCUCCCCCAGCAGCCAAGUGGCCGUCGGCCGCGGGAAGCUACCCCGGCUCAGAGAUCGCGUCCCCCCUAGCGAAGGCGGGCGGCGCCGGUUACGGCUGGGGCCCCCCGGGAGGGUCGGCGCAACGCUGGGCUGAGGCGGGGGGCGAGGAGGUCGACGCGGGGAGCGACGCGGGGAGCGACGCGUGCCGCCCCCCUCCUGUGCUGCGGCCGCUGCGGCCGCUGCCUGACUGGAGUUUCUCAUCGGUGGGCUCUGGGUCACUAGCGUCGACAUCGACGUUCACGUCGCGCGACGACCGCGCGUUCCGCCACGGCCUGGCCUCUCUUGAUGCCAGCAUUGCGCGACUCCAGCACGCGCUCACGUCGCGCCUCCAGCCGUGAGCGAAUGGCGGUCCCCCUGAAAGGGAAUGGGGUUUGUGUGCGCGAGUGCUCAAUGCAGUGUGUAGAUGUUAUUAAUGUACACAUUUUGUAUAUUGGUAAAGAAUGUUGGGUUUGUGUUUUUAAACAAACGCCAAGUUUGAUCAAAAUUAAUAUUGGCACCAUCCCAAGUGAACUGAUAAUAGGUUUUAUACCAGACUUGGCGUUUUUAUUGUCUAAAAAAAUACUAAAACUAUUCCUGUAACCUG
This is a messenger RNA of Petromyzon marinus (sea lamprey), 3364 nucleotides long. RefSeq lists its product as uncharacterized. Lineage: Eukaryota; Metazoa; Chordata; Hyperoartia; Petromyzontiformes; Petromyzontidae. Gene Ontology annotation, biological process: signal transduction; protein localization to centrosome. The record is from RefSeq and is a predicted model, not a curated record. Gene Ontology annotation, cellular component: centriolar satellite; membrane.